Molecule: messenger RNA, 880 nt
Organism: Triticum aestivum (bread wheat)
Lineage: Eukaryota; Viridiplantae; Streptophyta; Magnoliopsida; Poales; Poaceae
Exons: 5
Coding region: 1-627 (208 amino acids)
Source: RefSeq, a predicted model, not a curated record
AUGGCGGGCCCGUCGUGGCUACUCCUGCUCUGUCUCGCCGGCGGCGUGCUUCAUGCCGGUGGCCAGAGAGCGCCCGACACCACGGGUUUCGUCAGCGUCGACUGCGGCCUCUCGGAGCACAGCGGCUACGUGGACGACGCCACCAAGCUGCCCUACAGCUCGGACGCCGGCCAGAACUACAACGUCUCGGCACAGUACAACGACCAGGCGUUCCUCAGACGGCACCGGCAGCUCCUCACCGUCCGCUACAGGCCGCCUCCAUCCUUGCUAGAUCUACGGCCAAGCACCACCUCCGCCUUCAUCCCUCGAGCAGCAGGCUCACCGCGCCGGAGCAGCAACACCGCCAGCUCUGCAUCGAUCCGGUCCAACCGGAGCAGCACCACCGCCAUCCUCGUUCUUCCUCCAAGGCAUCACCGCACCGGACCAGCACCGAGGCCAUCAUCAAGCCGGAGCAGCACCGAGGCCAUCACCGCGCCCUCCUUCUGUCUCACCAAGAUGAGUUCACCAGUGGAUAGUUUCUCGGCGCCGGGAGUGGAAAGCUCAGCUGUGCAUGGAACUCAACAUGACAAGUCAUCCACUCCACAAGGUACAGAUGGCAUCGAGGCUGAGACGACCCAAGGAGGUUGAUGAUCAAUCCAUCCUAACUGAAGCCUGAAACAUGAUUGUAUGAUGUUGCUGCUGCUGCUUGGUUGCGACGAGAAGGCGGACGACCCGGCGUGCUACACUGCUACCUGUUGUUAUUUACAUUUAUCCAUGGCUGCUACACUACUACUUCCUACUGCUAGCUUGUUGGCACACAACUACUCAACCUGAACCUUGUAUUUGUGCUGCUGCUGAACUUUGUAUUUCUGCUGCUAUUUGUGCACCUGAACCUUGUAUC